AUGUUGGUCAUUGUGUUGCUACUAGCACUACUAUGUCAUGCCGUAUGCAAGAAACAUUCCAUUAAUUGCAGCAUAUAUGACGAUCCCCUUCCCAUUACUCAUAAAUUUUACCAGUCAGGAGACCUUCUCAUUGGUGAAAUUGUUUCUCAAGUAUUCUACCUCUAUGAUCUCCUCUCUUUUAUGAAACAGGCUACACAGAUUGUGAUUUAUGAACCGAUUUCAGUGCCAAAGAACUACCAGCACAUCCUGGCCUUGGCAUUUGCUGUAAAAGAGAUCAACGAGAGUCCCAAUAUUUUAUCAAAUCUCUCCCUGGGAUUCAGCAUUCUUAAUAGCUACUACACUGCAAGGAUGACCUACAAGGCCACCCUCAGCCUGCUUUCUGCACAACAUAGGUUUGUCCCCAACUUCAAGUGUCACAACCGGAACAAUCUGAUAGCUGUCAUUGGAGGAUGUCUUUCUGAGAUCUCUGUCAAUGUGGCCAUCAUUUCAGCAAUCCACAAAACUCCGCAGCUCACUUAUGGAUCGUUUCUGCCAGGACAGCAUGCUAAAAUGCAAUACCCUUUUUUGUAUCAGAUGGUCCCAAAUGAAGCCCACCAGCACAUAGGAGUAGUGCACUUACUUCAGCAUUUUGGAUGGACAUGGGUUGGACUCAUUGCUGUGGAUGAUGACAAAGGGGACAGGUUUUUACAAACAAUUGUGCCAAUGCUUUCACAAAAUGGCAUCUGCUAUUCUUUCAUAUUAAGACUACCAAAAUGGAAUUAUCUGGAUGAAAUUAUAGACUUGGCAGUACAGCAUUUUGACAGCUAUACAAUUGCAUUUGAGGCAACAGCUAAAGUAUUUUUUGUAUAUGGAGAACCUCCAUCUUUUCAAGGUUUGAGAAUAUUGCUGUUUGCAGCACCCUUCUUCUCUUUGCCACCUCUGGGUAGAGUGUGGAUUGUUACAUCUCACUGGGAUUUUGCAUCACUUUCUGUUCAAAAAGAUUGGGAUUUACAAAGCUUUCAUGGUACCAUAUCCUUCACAGCUCACUCAAAUCAGCCAUCAGGAUUCCCAAAGUUCCUUCAGAUGCUAAAACCCUCCUGGGAAAAAGGAGAUGGCUUUAUCCAAGACUUCUGGGAGCAGGCAUUUAGCUGUUCAUUAGAAAUGUCUAUGGGCCAAGAGAAGAACCAGAAGGAAACCUGCACAGGGGAAGAGAACCUGGAGAGUCUUCCUGGAAGUGUAUUUGAAAUGAGCAUGACUGGACACAGCUACAAUGUCUACAAUGCAGUAUAUGCAGUGGCACUUUCCUUGCAUGCCAUAUACAAAUCCAGCCCCAAUGAGAGAAGGUUGAUAGAAGGAAAGAAACUGUUUUUUCAGAGAGUUCAACCAUGGCAGAUCCAUAACUUUCUCAGAGGCUUCACAUUCAACAACAGUGCUGGAGAUACUGUGUGCUUUAAUGAAAAUGGGGAAUUGGUUGUAGGUUUUGACGUUACAAACUGGUUGAUUUCUCCUAAUGGGUCGGUAAUUAGAGUCAAAGUUGGAAGACUGGAACCUCAGGCUCCUACAGGCAAAGAGUUAACCAUUCAUGAUGAUCAAAUUGUGUGGCAUCAAAGCUUUAAUCAGGUGGAUCCUCUUUCUGUGUGCAAUGACAACUGCUAUCCUGGCUACAGCAGGAAAAAGAAGGAAGGGGAGAAAUUUUGCUGCUACGAUUGUGCUCCAUGUCCAGAAGGGAUGGUCUCUAAGUGGAAAGGUAGGAGGAUGUUUCUUUGGAGAAUAUACAUGGAUGCCUGUGCCAAUUGUCCAGAAGAUCAGUAUCCCAAUAAGGAAAAAACUCAAUGUAUUCCCAAAGUUCCAAGCUACCUCUCUUACAAAGAGAAUUUAGGGGUCAGCUUAGUUACCUUAGCUAUUACUUUCUCCUUCCUCACAACCUUAGUACUCUUAACUUUUGUGAAGCACAGUGAUACCCCCAUAGUCAAAGCCAACAACCACACCUUGACCUACAUCCUUCUCAUCUCCCUCCUCCUUUGCUUCCUCUGCUCCUUCCUCUUCAUUGGAAAGCCUGGAAAGCUCAUCUGCCUUCUCCGACAAACAGCAUUUGGCAUUGUCUUCUCUGUGGCCCUUUCCAGCAUUUUGGCCAAAACCAUCACUGUGGUUCUGGCAUUCAUGGCAACCAAGCCAGGAUCUAGGAUGAGGAAGUGGGUGGGGAAAGGACUGUCAAAUUCGAUUGUCCUUUCUGGGUCAUUCGUUCAAACUGCCAUCUGUACUCUUUGGUUGAGAACUUCCCCUCCAUUCCCAGAUACAGAUAUGCACUCAGUCAUGGGGGAAAUAGUACUGGAAUGUAAUGAGGGUUCAGCGGUCAUGUUUUACUGUGUCUUGGGCUAUAUGGGUUUUUUGGCCAUUGUCAGUUUCUUUGUAGCUUUCCUAGCCAGGAAACUACCUGACAGUUUCAAUGAGGCCAAAUUUAUCACUUUCAGCAUGUUGGUGUUUUGCAGUGUUUGGAUAACCUUCAUUCCAACCUACCAAAGCACCAAAGGGAAAUACAUGGUAGCUGUGGAGAGUUUCUCCAUAUUAUCCUCCAGUGCUGGAUUACUGGGUUGCAUAUUUUUCCCUAAAUGUUACAUUAUUGUGCUUAGGCCAGAGUUGAACAGCAAGGCACAACUGAUAAACAGAAAAAAUUCAACUCCUAAGAACUAUCAGCACAUCCUGGCCUUAGCAUUUGCUGUCAAAGAGAUAAAUGAGAAUCCCCACAUCUUAUCAAACAUGUCUCUGGGGUUCCAAAUUCUCAAUAGCUACUACACUGGAAGGAUGACCUAUAAGGCCACCCUGAGCUUGCUUUGCACAAGGCAUAGGUUUGUCCCGAAUUUCAAGUGCCACCACCAGAACAAUCUGAUAGCUGUCAUUGGAGGAAGCAUCUCGGAGAUCUCUGCCAAUGCUGCAAUCAUUUUAGCAACUCACAAGACUCCACAGAUGGUCCCAAAUGAAACCUACCAGCAUAUGGGAAUUGUGCAGUUACUUCAGCAUUUUGGAUGGACGUGGAUUGGGCUCUUGGCUGUGGAUGAUGACAGAGGGGACAGGUUUUUACAGACAAUUGUGCCAAUGCUUUCCCAGAAUGGUAUCUGUUCUGACUUCAUAGUAAGAUUGCCAAAAUGGAAUUACCUAGAUGAAAUUCUAAACAGGAUUGUGCAGCAAUGGGAAUAUUAUGAAGUGAUCUUCGAUAGAAAAGCCAAUGUGUACUUUGUAUAUGGAGAACCUCCAUCCUUUCAAGGCUUGAGACUGUUGCUGUUUCUAGCACCAUUCUUCAAACUGCCACCUCUGGGCAAAGUGUGGAUUGUAACUUCCCACUGGGAUUUUGAAUCACUCUCUAUUCAAAAGAUAUGGGAUAUACAAGCCUUCCAUGGUUCUAUAUCCUUCACUGUGCACUCAAAUCAGCCAGUAGGAUUCCAAAGGUUCAUUCAGAUGGUCCAUCACUUUCUAAAGCACAUUAUAUUCAACAACAGUGCUGGAGACAGUGUGUACUUCAAUGAAAAUAGAGAACUAGUUACUGGUUUUGAUGUUACAAACUGGAUGCUCUUCCCUAAUGGCUCAGUGGUUAGAGUGAAAGUUGGAAGUCUGAAACCUCAGGUUCCUCCAGCCAAACAGUUAACCACUAAAGAUGACCAAAUUACAUGGCACCCAUGCUUUAAUCAGGUUUGUUGUAACUGCUAUGCUGGGUAG
Messenger RNA from Podarcis muralis (Common wall lizard), 3690 nucleotides. NCBI's taxonomy places the organism in Eukaryota, Metazoa, Chordata, Lepidosauria, Squamata, Lacertidae. The record is from RefSeq and is a predicted model, not a curated record.